GGUGUGAUAUUUUGCCCGCCAUGCUGAGCAUGUUUCUGAGAAAUGUUUUGAGACAAACAGCUGAAUUAACAUCAUGCCAGUGAGUGUACUCCUAUAUUAAGCGCACGGUUAUAGCACAUAUCAUUUAAAUCAUUCACUCUUGAUAUAGUUUAUUUAUAAGUAAUUUCCGAAACCGAUUAUUUUAUGCUCAAAAUGUAUCCGAACUUUUCGUAAGUUAUCACUACAAAAUCAGCAAGAACAGUACCCGGAUUGUGGAGAAUGCGACAAAUAUAUGGCAAUUACAACAUAAGUUGUUGAACUUUGAACAUAAAUUGUGGAAUUUAGACCCUAGAGGGUUUUGAACCUGUCUUAAAUGUACAGCUAAAUAGACCACAAAUGGCCUGUGCACUCCUUGUCCAAAAUCCCUUACGAGUCUAAAGAAGUCUAGUUACCAGAUCAACAAAAACAAGUGGAAGACAAAACAUCAUCACCUGACCAGAUAUCCAGGCUGCGGCAUUCCCAACUCAGACAUGCAGUCAACUAUUCCAACGGCUGAUGCAGAAACAUCCUCCAUUCUCAAACCACAUAGCAACAAUAACAAGGAAAUGGAAUCUGAUAUACCAGGAAAAAAGGUUAAACGAAAAUCAUCUGAUUCAAAUGUUCUUGAAAAGGCUGAUACAGAAACCUCCAACAUUGUGUAUGCACACAGAAACAAUACAACUGAAAUGAAAACUGAUAUUCUAGGAACAAAGGUAAAACGAAAAUCAUCAGAUUUAAUUGAGAGUGAAAAUGUUAUAGAAAAGGAAAUGACCGCUGUAAAGAAAAAAAGACAAGAUGAUGUUUCUAAACCAACAAGCUCUUCUAGUAAUUGUGAAACUGAUUGUAUUAUUAGAACUGAUAAUUACACUGCUAAGAGCUCAUGCUUUAUCUGUGGAAAAUUGUUUACAAGUUUGGGAGGUUUAAAUAGUCACUAUGCCAUACAUUUCAAAGCCUUAAGUGAUCCCAAAAAUAAUUUGGAUCAGUUAGGAGCAGUGGUAAGAACAGAAGACUCAAAUGAAGCAGAUCCCAAUUGUUCACCAGCCAUGCAAACAUUAACGAAGAUGAAUAAUGCAUUUGAAGAUAUGAAUACCUUAUCAAGGAAGGAAACAAAUGGUAAUUGCUUUCUUAGUAAAAAGAAAGACACAUGUUGUACAGAGAAAAGUACUAAUCAUAGUUCAAUAAGUUGCAAAGAGCAAAAUUCAACAGUCAGCAAACAACCAAGACCAGUUGCCUUUAUUUUAAAGGGAAGUUGCAAAAAUAAGUAUAACAUCGGUUCAGAACAGUACUUGGAAAUGAAACCUAGUCAUGAUGUAUAUAAAGAAGCAUUGACUGGAAACAGAAUAGGAAACAUAGACACAUGUAUAAAAAGUAUGGAAGCUGCAGACCAAAUUCAGAAAUGUGUAAAAGAAAACAAUGACAGCAUUAGUCCCCAUGUGUCCAAUAAGCCAAAGGAGACAAACUGCAAGUUUAAUCAGUCAAAUGACUGCUGUGAAUUCAAUAUCACAACGAUUAAUGGAACAAAUGAUAGAACAUCCCCAUUAAGGUAUGAAAAUACCUUUAUAUCAACUGGUUUUGAUACCUUAAGUGUAUGUGAAUAUCUUGAAAACAAGGACAGUCUGAUGGAAAAUACAAAUCAAUCAACAGAGUUUACAGUAUCAAUGACAAAAGAUGAUAUAGGAUGUGAAACUUCUCAUCAGUUGGAGGAUGAACAAAAUAACAAUUUACGUGAGACAAAGCCAAAUGAAUUUGGGAUGAUUUUAAACAAUGUUUGUUUAGAGUCCCUUGGAAAACUUGUAAGAGAUGAAAUAUUAAGCGACCAAGAAUAUACAGCUCUAGAUAAGGAAAAUACUAGAGAAAACAAUGAUAUUGAUACCGAAGUUGAGAAACAGAUUGAAAGUUGUAAUUCAAAUCUCAGUACAGUGAGCAUAAAAAGUAAUGUUAACAUGUUUUUAACAUCUAGAAGCACAAUUAACUGUAGAUCAAGUGAUGAGAAAUAUGUAGAAGACAAAGCUAAAGAAACUUAUUUAAUCAGACCUAAUAAUUUAAAAGAGAAAACAAAAUAUAUAGAAGAUGUUAAAUUUGAUAAAUUGUUGAACAAUCAAGAUGACCAAACAAAAAAUAACACCAAAAUUGUCCUCAACAAAAUUGAUACCAUUGAAGUGGAAGAUGAUAACAUUUUAGCUGAGAUUAAGGAUAAAGUGUCGCUUAAUAAGGCUAAGGGUGAAAGCAGUAGAAGUGAAAGUAAAUAUUAUUUUCCUAGCAAUAACAUGUCAUCAGAAAGCAUUACAAUUUUUGACUCAGAAACAGGAAAUGAAAACUCAAACACAGAACAGAAGGAAACAAUUGAAACUAGUUAUGCUGCAUGUAAUCAAACUCAAUGCUUAGCUAAGCCUUUAGAUGAAAAGGUAAAAUGUGGUAGUGAUGUGGCAACUCUGACAUAUUCAUUACGUCCUAGAAGAGAAAAGGCAAAAUUUGUUGAAAACCAAACUGUGACUCCUAUCAAAAUAAUAAAAAAACAAAAAGUUGCAAGAGUAAAGAUAUCCCAGAAAAAGAACAAAACUUGCUCCAAAAAUUAUCAUGAAAUAUGUUACAAGUUUUCUAGUGAUGAUAAUAAAUGUGAAACAUUUGGAAACAGUUUAAGAGGAUUAUCACAUGAUGAGGAAGUAAAGCAUGAAGCUAGCAAUGUGAUGAAUUUGGUGACAUACUGCGAUAACUAUAAAAAGCAAACAACAAUGUCACAUGUAGAAAAAACACUUGAUUUUCUUCGACAGUCUGGAUUUCAUGUGCAAUACAAACACCAGUUUGACCAACAAACUAGUUCAUCAGAGUUUUCAUCUUUUCAUAAUGCUAGACUUGAUCCUAUUUCAAAGUGCCUGGCUUAUGUGUCAAAAAUUCCGCCUAUGAUGAUUUCUGAUUUGGAAAUGAAGGAUGGUACAGCUCUUGAUUCAGAUAUGGAAUCUGUAGGAAGUUCAACAUUUUUCAAUGACGCUGAUUUGUGUAAUACAUUUGACAAGGUUGAAGACUCUGAUUCUCACAAACUUCAAUUAAAAUGUGCUUUCAUAAAGCAUGAUUCAGAUCUGAUAAAAUGUCAAAUUGGCUCGAGUGGGGAAGUUGAUAAUAACAAAUUUCAGAAGCCUGUUGAACAAGCUAGUGAAAUGCAUGUGGAUGGUGUAAAAAUAGAUCAGGUUUCUAGCAAACAAUGUGAUGAGUUAUUUGGAAAGUGCGAGUCUGAAUCAGAUUCUGGAAUAGGAUCAGGUGUUCUAAAAAAUAUACAAUAUGCAGAGGUGAUCAAUCAAGACUCCAAAAGCAGUUUAAAGCAAUGUAAAUUAUGUAAGAAGUGGUUUCGAAGCCUACCUGCUUUGCAUGAGCAUACAGAUAAAAUGCAUAAAAGCUACUUUGUUCCUGAUUCAGCACAGAUUUGCCAUACAAUUUUGUCACAUAUAAUUGCACCAAAUGAACUUACUAAUACUGUAAAAGUAAAUGAAGACAAUGCUUGUAAACAGAAAGAAACUGAUUGUGCACAGUGCACAGUGAUUUGGUCUGCAAUAUCAGAGCAUCAAUCUAAUUUGAAUGAUGAAGUUCUUCAGCAAUCAAAUUUGGAUGAUGAAGUACAAAGUAACAUUGACUAUUGUGACUAUUGUGAUACAUUUUCUGACAACAAAUAUUCUGAAAUGAUGAAAGUAAUACCCAACCUCAAAACAAAAAACAUAAUCGUCAAAGUGCAAAAGUUACCAAUUUCCAGUUUUAAGACUGCAGAUGGAAAGUUGGCAAAAUUCAUUGGUACCAAGUCGUAUCCUGUAUGGGUACUUGAAAGUGGGGGAGGAAACCAAGAAUCAACAUUGAACAAAUCAAAGGCAGGGAGAUUAAAAUAUAAAAUAAGAGAUGCAUGUAAACAUGAUGAUCCAAGGCCUCAAAGAUACGAAAUUAUUCCUACUCCAAGUAAAAAAGAUAAAGAACAUUUGAAAAAAUUGUUCAGAGCUCUUGAUGAUAAGAACAACAUAAGCAUGAUCAAAUCUGAUUUAGUUGAUAUGAAUGGUACUGAGACUGUUUGUGAUAUAGUGCAUGAAAGCAGUGUUAAUACUUCUGCUGAUACAGCUGAUGCAGAAACUGAAAUGAACAAACUGAGUAAUGCUAUUACAAACCAUGUUCAACAAGAACAAGACAAAGUUACAUCUAACACAGUGCAAUCCAAUGUUGUUUCAAACAAUAUUAUUGCGUACAGAACCAAUGAUGUGAUAUCUGAAAAUGGUCGCUGCAAUGAAACAUCAAAAGCAAGAAGCCAAACUGAAAACAAAGUUCAGAAUACUGGAAAUGAAGGUUUUAAACUAAGUAAUUCCAAUAAGGAAUUCUCAAGUACAUUUACAGUUAGUGAAAUUAUACAAGAAAAUAAUACUGAACCAGAUCUGAAUAAAAAUGGAGUUAACAAUAGUUAUGAAGAUGAUGACGAUUGUACCAAAAAUGAUAUUGUAUUGAAUUCUGAAGAGGGUGUGGCUUCUAUGAAUGUUGAUGAUGACAAAUGUGAUUUUCCUCAAACUGAAAAAUCAGAUAUUGACCUUUCUGUUACAUUUGGAAUACAUGACUCAAUCAUCACUGAACAUGAAAAGACUUUGGAAAUUGAAGAUCGGAUGAUUAUUGAAACAUCAGUUGGAUUACAUAUAGAUGAAUUUGAAGCGGAAAUUAGUGAUACAAAAAUGGAAUCAGAUGGGACAAGUGAAAUUAUAAAUAACUGUAAGUUUACAGAUUUAUGUCAAACUUAUACAUCUAAAGACGAAUGUACGGGAGUGAAAGAAUUUCUUCAUGAAAGGGAAAACAGAUAUUCCAGGUUGAAUACAUGGGCAAAGAUGGAAGCCAUCUUGCAAAUUGGUACAAAACAUGUCAUAGAACGGGACCAAGAGGUUGAAUAUGAGAACUUACCAACAACUAUUAGGUUAGAACAGAAGGAAGCGCAGAAUGCUGUUGCUUACCAAAUAACAGACUUUGAAAAAGCCAUUGACUACAGUCCUGAAAGUAAUACAAAAUCAAAAACAAAGGGUUGUAGCAAACACAAAGUGGAAGCCCUUAAAGAGAAUAAAACUAGAUCAGUUGAAAACAAAUCUAGGCUCCCUGUGAGACAACAGAAGACAAAAAGUAGCGAUAUAUAUAUAUUGCCACAGUUGACAGGUGGACUCGGUCAGGAAAACCAAUGGAAUCUUAGUCACAUUAAACAGUGUAGAGUAUCAAAAUCAAAACUUGCACAAAAUAUCUUAAAGAAACAUCAGCUUGAACAAGAGGUUUUCAAUAAGAAAGAAAUGGAAGAUACAUUGGAAGACUUUGAAUCUAGUUUGAUUUCCCGUGAAAACAUACCUCCUUUUAUGAGAGAUGACAAACUGAUUUGUGUACUUGAACAUGAUGUUGGUAGUUCUGUCAAAUUUACUUCUGGCCAAGAAUUUGAUGAAGAUUUCGUAAAGUCUUCGCAGAAACAGUCUUUAAAGAAGCUGAAAGAAAGUUUAGAGUUAAUGGGAAUUAUUAAAGACAAAACCAAAGAAGACGUGACUAGAUUGUCUCCCAGUGCAUCUAAGAAGCAACUACAGUUUUCCACUACUGGGCCUAAUAACUCAUCUCUCAAACUCAUACUGCCCUCGUUUUCUUCAGUUUUUGGUUUAUUGAAUAAUACAAUGAAAAGCAUUCAUGAUCAAACAGAGCCAUCUUUAGGUCACAGUCUCACAGAAAACCAUAGUCAAGAAACAGACACAAGUUUAGAAGAUGCUGAAUUUGAGUUAAGACAUUCACUUUCAGGUUCGCAUUGGCAUGGAAAAUCAAGGUUGUCAGUCUUCCAAAGAUUAGGGAAGCCAAAAGAAUUUCACAGCAAUAACGACAAAGAUAGUCAAGGGCACUGUAAUGAUGACAACAACAAUGAAGUUUCAUUUGAUACCAAUAAGAGUAGCUUGUUCAGUGAGAAUGCUACUAAAGAGGAAGAAACUCUUACUGCAAACCAAUCUAAGGUGGAGAAAAACCAUCCAAAAGAUACAGGCAAGGAAAGUAAUGUGUAUUCAUGUAAUGAUAAUCAAAUUGAGAUUGCAGACAAAACAGAAGAGAAACAUGUUGAAGAUAAGAAUAACAACCCUAAAUCUGAAUUUAAAAUAAAUGACAGUGAUUAUCAGUCUUUAGACACAACAGGAGAGAAAGGAAGCAUUAAAUGGAACAACAGUCUUGAAUGUCAAGUAAGUGUAAAUGAAAGUGAUACUAAGAUAAUAGAUACAAUGCAAGAGAAAGGUGACAUGCCUGUUAAUAACUUCCCUUACUGUUUUGAUGACAUUGAUGAGCUAUCUUUUGAGAUGGAAGGAAAGACUGAACAGGUUCAAGAUGACUUUGAUUCAGGAAGUGAAAUUGGUAUUGAACAGAUUCAAGAUGACUUUGAUUCAGGAAGAGAAGCUGGUGUUGAUGACAAUUUGGAGCAAUCUGUUAAGGAAGCAGGUUUGACAGACCUUGACUUUGAUGCAGGAAGUGAAAGUGGUGUUGGCACUUUGAAUAAGAAAAUUUCUGCAACUGCAGACCUAGUGGAGGAGAUGGAAGAUGUCCUUGAGAUUUAUGCCUCUGAUGAUGACGCAAGUUUUCUUGAUGAACCUCUGUAUGAGGAAAACAGUAUAUCAACCAAGCAAGAUUCCGUGGUAAAGAAAAAAUGCACAGCAAUGGAGACAGGCACAGACUCAUUAUUGAAGGAAGAAAAGCACCCAGCACAACCUGUAGCGACAUCUUCUAAACAUUUGACCAGAUUUGAUCAAAGUGAGAUGACACAGGUCUUACAAGGAACAUCCUCACUAGACCCCACAGAGACAAGGAAACAGGACGGAAUUCAUUCAUUUAACGUAAACAAUGCCAGUGGGAUUCAGUCUCGUGUCUUUUCCAAUGCCAGUGGGCAGGAUAGGCCAGGAUUGAGGCAGUUUUCUUCAUUCAUGUUGCCAGCGUUGCACAAUCACAGAUGGGUGCCCCAUGGAUGGUGUUUUAAAAGGUUUAACCAACAACCGUGCAUGUCUCAGCCAUGUCUGUUCAGGCACGAUGAACCCAGCACUAGCGAUCUUUUGACUGAAGCAAACGUGAAACGACUGAGAAAUGCGUGCAUGACAGGUGAUAUAGAAAAAGCUCUUAUCAUGCUGAAGAGUCACAACGUGUACCAGGACUGCAUCGAGGCUGAGGAACUGGUGGCGCUGUUCCAGUGGUGUUGUCAUAGAAACCAGCUGGAAGCCUGCCACACUUUGCUGUCACUGAUGAUGGGGAAAAACUGUGUAACACAAGAGCUGCUGGACAGUGCUGUGUCCAGAUGCGGUCAGUUGCAACCCACACUGGACAGUGGUCAGCUGAUGUGGGAGGUGUUCCUUGUUUCCAAGCAACUGAAUAUUCAACUGGCCACAUUGUCCCUGAAGCUGAUGUUGAGAACGUUCAGCAAUCUAAUGAUGGGUCACUGCUUCUGGCAAGUUGUUUACCACUGUAAAGUGGAGUUGAAGAUAGAUUUGCCCAUGAGUAUCGUCCAGUCAGCUCUGGCGAUCGUCGUAGAGAAUCAGCCGAACGAGACUUUGGCUUAUGAAGCUUACAACUUUAUCAAGACAUUGGCGUCGGAUGCAAUUCAGGGAUUGGAUAACCUGCUGUUGCAGCGACUGACAACAGUUUUUCAUGCGAAUGGUCUUAAGGUACAUGACUUGCACUGCACCAGAGCUAAGAAAGCACAAAGGUCUGCAAAUGUAGGAGAGAGCAACAGCUGCCUAAUAGAUUUCACAGUUUCAAGAGAACUGGAGAGUGGGACGCCAGCAAUCCAGGAGAGACCCAUUAGAGCUGGCGCACCAGUUGUGGUUGCAAAUGGAGUUGGCCAUGCACAGUCCGACCUGAGAGAUGUCAUUGCCAAUGCAGAAAGAUCAGCUGUCAUAGCAAGGAUCAUUGCAGCCGGGCUGACGUGCAACAUAAAGGAGCUGGCCCAGAUAUUUGUGGACCAGACUGCCAGGGGUGUGUUGCUAGAUGGUGCCGCGCGGCGAGCAUUUGAGAAGGCACUGUGUCAACACGGCCCUGUUGGAGCGAUGUGGGAUGCCUUCCAUCAACAUCUACACACACACGUGCUGCAAAAGCUCCAGAUCACACCGACCUACCAGCCAGACCAUGCCGCCCUUAGAAAGAUUGGUGUGUCCCUCUUCCACCAUGCCUACAAUGCUGGGGACUUCCCAGAGGCCCUGACUGUGCUGGGGGUGAGUAAAGCUCGGGGUUGCCUCAGUGUGGGAAAUCCUGCUGGAAACCCAGGUACUGUGGCGCUGCAGGCAGCCAUCACCUGCUGUCUGAACACAGGUCAGGCCAAGGAAGCUGCUCAAAUCAUCAUUGAGACUGCCAUCUGUGACUUCCCAUGUGAGACCAAGGUAGAGGUUAUUGCUCUGUUUGGGCCCCUUGUAGAUCAGCUGAUAGAGCAGGGAGGGCUUACUGAGGCCUUCCAGAUACUCAAAACUGCAUUCAGUCUCAUCUUCCAGUAUGGAAGAGCUCAGUUGACUGUAGAAGAAUUUGAGCCUCACUCUGUGGCGUCCAAUAUGAUGCUUGUCUGCCUUGAUCAGGAGCAACUAGACAUUUGCAUUCUGGUCCACCAGAUGUACAGAGAUCACCGAGUUACAUUCAGCAUAGACGAUGAUGUCAAGAGAUCAUUCAUGAACGCCCUCGCCUCACAGCGAAAACUUGAAUACGCUGAAGAGAUUCGGAGUGAGUUCAAGGACACAGUAUUGUUCCCAACGCAGAGUCUUGCUGUGAAUCAGUGCGAUGGGAGUGGUCGAUGCAUCAGGUUACAUGACAGUAUGACCAAGAUGGAGGGUUUGUUGGUUGUUCGUGACUAUCUUAGAGAUUUGUACCAGUCGCUGUCGGUGAAGGUUAGACACAGUGGCCCUCUCAGCGCUGGUGAACUGAAAUUGAAAAUCGUGUUUGAUCGCAAGUCGAGACUUUAUCCUGGCAGAAAGAAGCUGCCCUACAUGGACCGCUCCCUGAGCCUCCUUCGUGACAUACAGCAGGGCCUGCUGCUGCCUCGGUUCAUGUCCCCUCCCCUAGGGACACAGCAACACGGGGACCAGCUCAUGGUGGAGCCUGCCAGUCUGGAGAGGUACCUCACAUCUCUGGGACAUUCAGGUGUGAAGCCCAGUUUGAUAUUCUUAGAUGGUAACCAGACCAGAAAAAGCGUAACCAAGGAAACAGGACCAGGGUCCAGAAAACUGAAGAUUCAGAAAUUGAAAAUAUAAUUCUGCCUGUGGCUUAAAUGUGAAGUGUUGUGUAUAGGUCAUUUUUUAACAUUUUUUAUUUGCAUAUGUAAGACGGUAAAAAUUGUAAAUUUUGUGUGUAGUGAUUAGAGCUAAGUAAAUACAGCUAGAUGUUACAAAUUUGCAAUUUUCAAAUUAUGAUGCGAAAACAGCAAUGCAAGGCUAUGUGGUUUUGAUGUUUGCAAUAUGUGUAGUUUUGUUCAGCGUUAUCGAAUAAAUGCAUUUAAUGAUUAACAAUUAAAAUAAUUUUGGCUAUGUUGUUUCAAUUAUAAUGGCUAUCACAAUUGAAAGUGAUGUUGUUAAAAUGUAGAGAUACUUCCAACAACAAGGACUUCUUGAUGAUUUGCUGCAAAUUUGUGUUGCACUCUCAGAUUAAUUUGUUAAUGUGCCAUUAUCUAUUGUAUAUUCAAAGUUAUAAGUUUUCAGGGAAUAUAUUUUCACUGGAAAAUCUGUUAAUUUUUAAUUUUGGAAAAUUACAGGACAUGUGACCAGAAGUAUUGGAACAAUUUGAACAAUAAAGUGUAAUCUAGUAUAUUAUUUAAUGUUUGAAAACUAAUCAAUAAGAUUAUUGUAUUUGUGAAGAUUAAUAGAGAGCACAAACAUCAGAACAGUGUUUCAGGGGAACUUUAGAUUAAGAAAGAACAUGAAAGUAAGCACAGUGUUAGGGGAAAACUUAUUUGUAGGAUCUUGUGGAUGCAUGGUCGGUCCAAUUUUGUUAUAGAAUCAUGUUUUAUCUUCAAAUUGUAUGUGGUAGCUGAUGUGUUCUUUGUAUGGCAUUAUCUUUGAGAUUAAAUAUUUUAUAUGUUGUUUUUUAUGUCCCCCACUAUAGUAGUGGGGGACAUAUUGUUUUUGCCCUGUCUGUUGGUCUGUCUGUUUGCGCCAACUUUAACAUUUUGCAAUAACUUUUGCUAUAUUGAAGAUAGCAACUUCAUAUUUGGCAUGCAUGUGUAUCUCAUGAAGCUGCACAUUUUGAGUGGUGAAAGGUCAAGGUCAUCCUUCAAGGUCAGAGGUCAAAUAUAUGUGGCCAAAAUCGCUCAUUUUAUGAAUACUUUUGCAAUAUUGAAGAUAGCAACUUGAUAUUUGGCAUGCAUGUGUAUCUCAUGGAGCUGCACAUUUUGAGUGGUGAAAGGUCAAGGUAAAGGUCAUCCUUCAAGGUCAGAGGUCAAAUAUAUGUGGCCCAAAUCGCUUAUUUUAUGAAUACUUUUGCAAUAUUGAAGAUAGCAACUUGAUAUUUGGGAUGCAUGUGUAUCUCAUGGAGCUGCACAUUUUGAGUGGUGAAAUGUCAAGGUCAAGGUCAUCCUUCACAAGGUCAAGGUCAUCCUACAAGGUCAAACAUCAUAUAGGGGGACAUUGUGUUUCACAAACACAUCUUGUUUCACCAUCAUGUUGCGUUUUAUAUUCAAUAUUUGUUGACCAUGACCUUAUCAUAGAAUGUUAACUGUAUAUAAGAUGUUUUUCAUUGAUCCAUAUGACACAGAUAUUACAUUUCUUUAGUGUUUGUGAUUUUCUUUUUAAACAGCCUUAGAAUUAUCAUAGGAGUAAACAAGUGACUGGUAUUACGUUAUACAGGUAGUCUUGUUUCCAGCAGUAUUUUGUCAGAACAUGAAUGUAAUAGGAUGGUAGUUAGAGAACUAUAUGUUUUGGAUUCAAAUUUGCAGUUUCUUGUCACUAUUUAAUAGUUUGUUUGAGAGUUUGGUGGAACAGGGUAAAAUAUUUGGAGAAUACAGGUAUUUUAAAAUCAUUGCAGAUGUCAAUGUGCAAAUGCGAUAUACAUGUUUUAAUGCUAGUUUAUAUCAAUGUUUUAUGUUUCAUUAUAAAAACUGUUUAAGCUUACAUAUUGAAUGCUCCAGUUUUUAUUAUGUUUGUAAGUGAUUGUUUCUGUAUUGUUUUAUAUUUCACGUUUUUGUCUGUGUUUGUACAACUUUUGCAACUUUUUAAAUGCUAAAUCGUGGGUACACUGGAAAAGUAUUCAGUAUUUUUAAGAAGUCAUUUUCAUCAAAAAGAUUGAUCCUGAAAAUAAAACAUGUUAUGUUAUCUGCAUGCUGUAUUUCCAUGGUUUAAGAUACACCAUCAAAUUAUAAAUCUAUAAAAUAAGCACUUCAUAUAAGUUUAUGCAUUGGAUGUACACAUUCAACGUUAUCUGUAUGAAACUUUAUUACAAUGCAUAAUGUAUCAAAUAUUUAUUUGGUGUAUAAUGUUGCUUUAGACUCGGCCUGUAAUACAACUACAUUUUAUCUUGGCAUAGUAACAAUUCCUGUUUCAUAAGGAGUUUGCUCUUUACUGAAUUUGUUAUACUAUUACUUAUUAUAAAUUACUGAUGUUCAAAGAAAUUUAACUGCCUUCACACUGUAACUUAAUAUUAGAGCAAAUAUAAUUACAUGCCCAGUAAUGAGUUAAUCUAGUCUUCAUUUACAUCACUGAAAUGUGUCUUUUUAAUAUUCCCCCUGGUAGGGUGGCAUAUAGCAGUUGAACUGUCCGUCAGUCCGUCUGUCAGUCUGUGUGUCCGACCGAAAACUUCUUGGCCAUAACUUUUGCAAUAUUGAUAAUAGCAACUUGAUAUUUGGCAUGCAUGUGUAUCUCAUGGCGCUGCACAUUUUGAGUGGUGAAAGGUCAAGGUCGUCCUUCAAGGUCAAAGGUCUAAUAUAUGGCUUCAAAGUGGCGCAAAAGGGGGCAUUGUGUUUCUGACAAGCACAUCUUUUGUUUCAUGUUGAAUUUUGUAACAACCAAAAAAUGUUGAAAAUUUCCACCAGGUAUUUGCAUUUCAUUUGCUUAUUGUGAAGCACACAUAUUUUUGCCAGAUACAUAUACACACUGGCGAACGUCUGUUCCAUUUAAGUGUUAUUAAAAAACCUAUGAAAAAAUUGAAUUACCGGUUUAUAAAGAUUAUAAUUAAUUUAUUCGUUUUAUUCCAUGAUAUAUUGAAUUUCACUCGGCACAAAUUUGUCCUGUUUCAGAGUCAUUUUCUCAAUGGAUGAGGUAUUAAAAUAUUGUUGUCUUGUUAAUCUCAUAUUUAUUAGUUUUCAGUAGAUUUAUCUUCUUCAGUCAUUUAGAAUUAAUAUAUCUCCUGCAUCUUUACAGGAUUCUCUUGUUUGUACAGUAUUAUGAUACUCUUUGCGCAAUAUUGAAUGUGUUGUAUAUAUGUUGCCUCAAGUUAGAUUAUCGGAAUCAGGUUAAGGACAUUACUUGUGUUCAUUUUAUGUUUUGUUUUAUUUCAAAUAGAAUUUUAUUUUGUUUUGUUUUGGAUUGAAUGUUUUAUUGAUUGUUAAUGAAAAGCAUCAUUUAAUUGAACAGUUCUUUGUUUUUGUUGUUCAUCUGUGCAAAGAUCUAUAAAUAAACAAAGAUAAAAGUUA
Dreissena polymorpha is the source of this 12619-nucleotide messenger RNA. RefSeq lists its product as uncharacterized. The transcript has 21 exons. The record is from RefSeq and is a predicted model, not a curated record. NCBI's taxonomy places the organism in Eukaryota, Metazoa, Mollusca, Bivalvia, Myida, Dreissenidae. Bases 510 to 9251 code for a protein of 2913 amino acids.